UAGUUUCCUAUAAAAGCACCACAAUGCCGAAACCCUAGUUUUUCUUCUGUCAGGUCUUCGCAGCUCAGCUCAGGCUCGUCUAGAGAAUUCGGUGCUCUUGGGACAUAAUUUGGCUGGCGUUUAUGUGUUGGCAGGUAAUGGCUCCAAAACAGCCAAAUACUGGUCUCUUUGUAGGGUUAAACAAAGGUCAUAUUGUGACCAAGAAGGAAUUGCCUCCAUGCCCGUCUGAUCGUAAAGGGAAAUCAAGCAAAAGGGUCCACUUUGUGAGGAAUGUAAUCAGGGAAGUUGCUGGUUUUGCACCAUAUGAGAAGAGGAUCACUGAGCUUUUGAAAGUUGGAAAGGACAAGCGAGCAUUGAAGGUUGCUAAAAGAAAGUUGGGUACCCACAAGAGGGCAAAGAAGAAGCGUGAAGAGAUGUCUAGUGUUCUCCGCAAGAUGAGGGCAACCGGAGGUGGAGAUAAGAAGAAGUAAGCUUGACUUCUGACUUCAUCAUAGAUAGAUGAGUUUGUUUAUCUUAUGCUGUUUUUCGAUUACUCUAGAACAUAUUGAAAGCAUUAAAACGUUUAUUCUGCUGUGGCAUUUUUUUUGUUUGGAGAAAUAUUUAGUUAUCUGAUUUCAAUUCUUUGUUGCUUAA
Mangifera indica (mango) is the source of this 633-nucleotide messenger RNA. Its product is annotated as 60S ribosomal protein L36-3-like. Gene Ontology annotation, biological process: cytoplasmic translation. Gene Ontology annotation, molecular function: structural constituent of ribosome. Gene Ontology annotation, cellular component: ribosome; cytosolic large ribosomal subunit. NCBI's taxonomy places the organism in Eukaryota, Viridiplantae, Streptophyta, Magnoliopsida, Sapindales, Anacardiaceae. Bases 123 to 470 code for a protein of 115 amino acids. The record is from RefSeq and is a predicted model, not a curated record. The transcript is spliced from 4 exons.